Molecule: messenger RNA, 236 nt
Organism: Funneliformis mosseae
Lineage: Eukaryota; Fungi; Glomeromycota; Glomeromycetes; Glomerales; Glomeraceae
Source: the annotation of a GenBank genome assembly
UAUGAAACAAGUCUGAUUAAAAAACAUAAUCAAAAACAUAAAGAACGAAUGAUGAAAACUAUUGAGAAACGGGAAAUGCAUCUUAGUCAAAACUGUGAACGAAAGAGAAGAAAAUUAGAAACUGAAACUGAAAGUGAACGCGAGCAGCAUCUUGAAUAUCAACGUAAAAAAAGCAAAGAACUACAAAUGUUGAAAAAAGCAAAUUAUAAUCAAAUUCAAAAAAGAACUGAAUUUAA